AUGCGAGACUUUAUGUCAGCUAACAGCUUUUACAUCUACAUAGCCUUAUUAUCAAUGAAAAUCCAAAAGCAAAUAACGUUAAAAGUUUAUGGAAUUGAAGCUCAAGCUGCUAAGCUUAAUAGUUCUUAUACUGAUGCUACAGGCAGCAAAAAAUAUUUAGCUACAACCCAAUUUGAAGCUACUGAUGUUCGUCGUGCUUUCCCUUGUUGGGAUGAACCAGCGAUCAAAGCUACUUUUGAUUGUCCCGACGAAUCUCGUAACAUUGAGUGCUAUAUGGAGAAUUGGGGUCUUCUCACGUUUCGUACAGCUACAAUUUUUUUUGACACACAAGCAUCUGACGCGCAAUAUAAGCAACAUGUAGCCUAUAUCGUGGCACACGAAUUGUCCCAUCAAUGGAGGGAUGUUCUCUGGCUUAACGAGGGAUUUGCUACUUGGGUUGGUUAUUUUGCAAUUGCUGAAAUUUUUCCAGAAUAUCUAGUUGUGAGUUUUCAAUGGAGUCUCCAACUUGAUUCCCUUCGUUCAUCUUAUCUAUUGAAGUUCCCUGAAAUUCGUCAAAUUUUCGAAGCUAUAAGUUAUCAUAUGGGCGCUUCUGUUAUUCGUAUGCUAGGUUCUUAUUUUGGUGCGGAUGUCUUUUACGCUGUACUUCAUGUUAAUGAACCUCGACCGAAUAAUAUACCUGUCAAGCAAACUCGAUUUCUUUCAACUGUACCGGGAAAUUUACAUCUAAGAGUGUUAAAUCCCAACUACUUACAACAAAGGAAGUUGAUUUCGUAUUUCCAAAAGUUGGGGGGAGAUUUCCUCAUGUUGAACUCACACCAAGUUGGAGUAUUUCGCGUUGAUUGCAUGCUCGAAAGAUUAAAGAAAUUGGGAAAGUCUAUAAAAAAUGGUGAGUUAUCUGAUACGAGUGAUCGUGUAGACAUCGUAGCCGAUAUAGGCGCCUUAGCAGGUCUUUUAUCAUUCAAACGAAAAUUAUUCUCGAGAUUAGACUGGGAAUAUCCUGAAAAUGAAGAUUAUCUGACUGCAAUGUUAAGAACCUUGGCUAUUAAAAGUGCCGGCAUAGUUGGAGAUCCAAAAACUGUUAAGGAAGCUAUGCGUCGUUUUAAACUUUUUACCGAGAAAAAUGAUCAAUCAGUUUUGUAUCCUAACAACCGACAAGCGGUCUAUGAGAUUGUGUUAAUGUAUGGUGACGGUGAAAAGAAAUUCGAUGCAAUUUUGAAUAUUUUUAGAAACGGUCCAACAGUUGAUCAAAAGCUUGCCGCAUUGUCCGCUCUUGGCUUUGUGCAACAACCUGAAUUGGUUCAACGUGCGUUGGGACUUUUCCAUUUCUCCGGAAGUUCGUCAUCAAGAUAUUCUCUACAUUCUUGGAAGCUUGCAAACGAAUCUUCCAAGAUUAAUAUGCAAAAUCAAUUAAGUUUGGCACAGACAUGUUCGCAUCAGACGAAAUUCUUUGCUGACAAGAACAUCAAGAACUUCCAACGACCACUGCAAGAGUUUGGAGAAUAUUCGUACGGACACGAACAGUGCAUGGUUGAAGCGUAA
Molecule: messenger RNA, 1539 nt
Organism: Ambispora leptoticha
Lineage: Eukaryota; Fungi; Glomeromycota; Glomeromycetes; Archaeosporales; Ambisporaceae
Source: the annotation of a GenBank genome assembly